Molecule: messenger RNA, 2577 nt
Organism: Mycena citricolor
Lineage: Eukaryota; Fungi; Basidiomycota; Agaricomycetes; Agaricales; Mycenaceae
Source: the annotation of a GenBank genome assembly
AAACUUCACCCCUGCUCCUCCUCCUCCCUGCCCACCCACAAUGUUGGGGACAUUAUCAUCGCCAGACUCUGCAUCCUUCUCUUUAGCGAAAAUCUGAAACGCAACGAUCGGUGGUGCUUUUAUGAAGACGAGGGGCACCAAGUGAGCUGGAGGACACGAGGUUUAGGUUCGCAGACGAUCAGUCAGCCGGGAUCCAGCGAAGAAGAGGGGGAUCGUGCUUGCUCAACGCUCCAGUGGGAAAGCAGCUCCAUUGUCGUCGAGAGCAGCGCGAAAAUGAGCCGGCCCGUGGCCCAUCAGAUCCAAUAUCACCGCGCGAAGUUCCUGAUCGACAGCGCCGCCAGAACACUUUUACUUUCCCUCUGACCACCUUGGUUUCCGCACCGCCUGGCUCGGACCAACUUGGCAACCUUCACAUUUCUUGCGAUCCGCAUACCAACUCUCAGCUACAAACAAGCUGACUCCGUUUCCGACCCCGGGAAACAACUCCAACCCAUCAUCAGCCCAAGUACACGAUGUCGACCCUUCCGCAUCAUGCGCGUAGCAUCCGCGGGAGACGCUCGUUCACCGGCAACCAUCCGUUGCUGCCUGCUAUGAAGCCUGUGCUGGCCUCGCGUGUGCCACGUGUACCGACAUACACUUUUCUGAAGUGGAGUUUUGGACGGGGCAGUGUGAUAUGGAAGAUCUGGCCAGCGGUCCUCCUGCACACAGCGUUCGCUGCGGCGAUCGUGUACGUUUGGGUUGCGACGGGUCGGGUACUGCAGAUUCCAAACGUCAUGCUUACUGUUAUGGGUGUUGUAAUCGGCUUUGUCAUAUCCUACCGCGCCGGCAGUGGAUACGACCGGUACUGGAUGGGGCGAACAGCAUGGACAGACAUCAUCCGUAACUCGCGCACCAUGGGGCGCUUGAUCUGGUAUCAUGUCCCCCCGCGGCUCUCUCCGUCCGAUGCCCCGCAUCAGACGAGCCCGCAGGAGAGUGCAAAGGUCAUGGCAGAGAAGCGCAUGGCGUUGGAUCUGGUCGAAGCCUUCGCAUUCGCACUGAAACAUCAUCUGCGUGCGGAGCUCGGAAUAUACUACGAAGAUUUGUACGAUCUGGUCCGGCCGUUGCAUGAUUUCGAGGACACGAACACGCACUUUACUGUCGCCAACGCCGUGCCAGCCCCAGUCUCAACUGAACCAGCUGCAGCACCCCCAACCGCAGCAUCCACCAGCAGCCCUGUUGCAGCAGGGCCGGUCGCAUCCUCUUCUUCUUUAUCGACAACCCACGCCUCCAAACGGCCGUCCGUGGCUGCUGCGGUGGCCUCCACGACAUCCAUCCACCGCCCGCUUCUGCCUGCAUCGAACGAGCCACCCAAAGAUGACGUGCUUCGGCUCGUCUCGAAGGACGUCAUCCCAUUUGCUGGCGUAGCGACGAGCAUCGGACGAUGGUUUCGCAGCUUCUGGGCAGUGCAGAAGCUGGACGCCCAUGAAGCAAGGCACAAAGACCGCUCGAGUCGGAUGCGCACUUGGUCUGGUCCGAUCCAUCCAGACGGUCUGAAACAACUAGAAGAGAUCGAAAUCGGCGAGAAUUUGCCCGAGGAAAUUCUUCGAUGUCUUAGUGAAUGGGUUUCUGUGCUGGAGGAACGUGGAACUGUGCCGGGUGCCAGCUUGGGUGCGAUUCUUGGCGGGAUCGCGACUUUCGAAAUUAGUUUGACAGCGCUGGAACACAUCUUGACAACGCCCCUGCCUUUCGUUUAUUCUGUUCACAUUCGACACGUGGUGUGGAUGUAUUUGUUCCUGCUCCCCUUCCAGCUGGUCUCGUCGUUUGGAUGGCACACUGUCCCUGCCGUCUCCGUGGGUGCUUUCGUUUACCUUGGCUUUGUCGCAGCGGGCGAAGAGAUUGAGCAGCCCUUCGGCUAUGACGACAACGAUCUUGACCUCGACAUGUUCUGCCGCGAUAUCAUCCAGGCCGACCUGACUCGACUGAAGAAAGCCCGGUGUCUCAACGCAUGGUUCCCACCAGCGCCAGCAACUGGUGCAGAUCAAAAACCUUCAAACGGCGCACAUAGGAGAGAUACGUUGGGCGGCAAUUUGUACGCGGCGUCCUUGGCUAGUUUGAGCGAUCUGGUGGCUCUCGAUGCAGACGAGGAUGAAGAUGAAAACGAUGGCUCAGAUGAGACUGAGGAGGAUGGCGUGCAGGAAGGAAAUCUAGUCGACGUACGAUGAAUAUACCAAGGAAUCAUCGGAAAUGAUGGUUGGAUUGCGGAAACGCCUCUCCUCAAUCAUAAACCUGCAGUCACCCCUUCCAUGAGGCUCGGCCGGUGCCUAUUGACCUUUAACAAGGCCACGGUGGCCUGCUGUCGAAAGAAAGGGUAGGCAUUACUCACAGCGUAGGCUUGAUCCGCACCAUCAUAUGGUCGGGCACUUUCAAAGCUCCUUGGGUGAGAGAUUUACAUUCGGAUGACCAAGUGCACGCCAAAGGACUACACAGCACGGGAGCAGCAAGAUGGUAAUGAAUCUGGACGUGGACUAGCAAUCACAUGAUUAUUACUGUAUGUAGAAGCUCAUUAGUAAUUAAUUCAAGAAGGAGACGAGAUCUAGA